GGUCGCUGCCCGCGCCCGCGCCACGCUCUGCGCCAAGCCAAGAGGCCGGUCUCUCAUUUUACGGCGCAAGAGAGCAACGAGCGACGUGAAGCACGCUUCGCCCCACUCCUGCCUGACCCUUCACGUGCGCUCUCGCGCUACUUCUCACUCCGGCGGCCCCCUCUCGUGAGAUGCGUCCGGAUGACGCCGGGGAGCGACAGAGCGCGCUUGCUCUGCCGGCUUUAGGCUGACGCCAAGAGCGCGUGCGAGAUCUGCUCGUCAUCGUCCAUGCGCCUGCCCCGCAUUGGCCACGAUAAGGCAUGCCUCUUCUGCCUGCUGCAGGGGAUCAGAUGCGUCAGGGACGUGCGCGAGCGUCUCAAUGUGGAGAGCGCAGCUACAAUCUGCUGCCGGCUUGCUCUCGAUGAUCUCCGCACAAGCCAGGCUUCCCGCCGGUGCGGCAUGGCAGGUCGAUGCGCGCGCGUAUGCGAGUGUCUCCGGCGAGACUUUGGCGUGAGAGCAGCCGCGCGCGCUCGGGACGCCACCGCAUCGCCGCGAACUCUGCGCGCGCCUUGUGCGCUUGCAUCCGCAAGGCCAGAAGCGCGGCGUGGCGAUGUGCUGCAGCUCAUGAAUCGGCCCGACGCAGUCAUGAGGAGCCUCCCACGUCAUGUUAGAAGCAUCACCGUGCGCCACACGAGGGCUGGAAGCAGAGCCGUCACCUCGCCGCGGUGCUGCUCAGCGCGUCGCUGGCCGCGAUCAGCGAGCCGUGACUCGGCCCUGCAGUGGGGCACUUGCACGCUUCACUGGAGACAUCACAUUCCCCUUCAGCCGAUGUGAUGGCGCAGAUAUACGUCAGGGCUCAGGCAAUGCUCACGUCCUUGGCCGCGAGGGCUCAGCACUGCCUGGUCGACCUCGACUCCCGAGCGCAGAGCCGAGUUCCACCCAAGCAGGCUUCUCCCUUGUCUGCGGCACCACGAGCGCUCCAAG
Molecule: messenger RNA, 963 nt
Organism: Tilletiopsis washingtonensis
Lineage: Eukaryota; Fungi; Basidiomycota; Exobasidiomycetes; Entylomatales
Exons: 1
Coding region: 268-813 (181 amino acids)
Source: RefSeq, a predicted model, not a curated record